Molecule: messenger RNA, 1332 nt
Organism: Aspergillus novofumigatus IBT 16806
Lineage: Eukaryota; Fungi; Ascomycota; Eurotiomycetes; Eurotiales; Aspergillaceae
Product: putative GTP binding protein (Gtp1)
Exons: 10
Coding region: 177-1280 (367 amino acids)
Biological process (GO): cytoplasmic translation
Cellular component (GO): cytoplasm
Molecular function (GO): GTPase activity; GTP binding
Source: RefSeq, a predicted model, not a curated record
CUGUUUUAAAGCUGUAUUCGAGACAUUCUAUUUCAUUGUGGAAAUUCUUUCAUUUUCCUGUCUAAUAUACCUGCUAUUACACCGACAAGGCCUCUCGGAGCGGUCUUUUUCUUUAUUACCCAGUACAUACAAGUUCGAAGCGUAAGAGGGGUCCUGGGACUUCCCCCACCGUCAAGAUGGUGAACAUUACGGAGAAAAUCAAAGAGAUUGAGGAGGAGAUGCGCAGGACGCAGAAAAACAAGGCCACAGAAUACCAUCUUGGUCUGCUCAAAGGAAAACUGGCCAGGCUAAGAGCACAGCUGCUGGAGCCCACCGGCGGCGCCGGCGGUGGCGGCACAGGGUUCGACGUGAGCAAGAGCGGCGAUGCCCGAGUUGCUCUUGUAGGUUUCCCAUCCGUCGGUAAAUCGACGUUCUUGUCCAAGAUCACCAAGACCAGGAGCGAGGCUGCCGCGUACUCGUUCACGACACUCACUGCCAUCCCCGGUGUACUGGAGUAUGGCGGUGCAGAGAUCCAGAUUCUCGAUCUUCCGGGUAUCAUUGAAGGCGCUGCUGAGGGUAAGGGGCGAGGACGACAGGUCAUCUCCGCAGCGAAGACGAGCGAUCUAAUCCUCAUGAUCCUGGACGCUACAAAACGCGCCGAACAGCGGGCCCUAUUGGAAGCAGAACUAGACGCCGUUGGGAUCCGUCUCAACAAGGAGCCCCGCAACAUCUACCUCAAAGCCAAAAAGGCCGGUGGCAUGAAAAUCACCUUCCAGACAACCCCCAAGAACCUCGACGAGAAGAUGAUCUUCAAUGUCCUAAGAGACUACAAGAUCCUCAACUGCGAGGUCCUAGUGCGAGACGAGAACGCGACAGUCGACGACUUCAUCGACGUCAUCAUGAAAGACCACAGAAAAUACAUCAGAUGUCUCUACGUCUACAACAAAAUCGACAGCGUCAGCCUCGACUUCCUCGACAAGCUCGCCCGCGAACCCCACACAGCCGUGAUGAGCUGCGAACUCGAUCUAGGCGUGCAGGACGUCGUCGAACGCAUCUGGACUGAACUGCGCUUGAUCAGAGUAUACACUAAACGGAAAGGAGAAGACCCCGAUUUCUCGGAGGCGCUGAUCGUGCGCAGCAACUCGACCAUCGAGGAUGUCUGCGACUCCAUCCAUCGGACGCUGAAGGAGACGUUCAAGUAUGCGUUGGUUUGGGGGGCGAGUGCGAGACAUAUCCCGCAGCGGGUGGGACUGGGUCAUGUUGUGGCGGACGAGGAUGUGGUUUCGAUAGUGGCCAAGUAGGCUGGGACAUAGUAUGCUAGGAUAUUAUGAAUGAACGAAUCCGAGAUUUGAA